Molecule: messenger RNA, 1373 nt
Organism: Heterobasidion irregulare TC 32-1
Lineage: Eukaryota; Fungi; Basidiomycota; Agaricomycetes; Russulales; Bondarzewiaceae
Exons: 7
Coding region: 1-1197 (398 amino acids)
Biological process (GO): carbohydrate metabolic process
Source: RefSeq, a predicted model, not a curated record
AUGCGCUCCUUCUCCACUUGGACAUUAAGCGCUCUGGCGCUUUCAGCGGUCACCUCACACGUCGCGGCUGCACCCACCAUCGCGAGAGGCGUGGUGAAGCGUUCGACGGCAAGCAUCAUGAGCACCGAGCGGAUCUCACUCGUGCGCGCGAACAUGCUGAACAUCUCCGACAAGAGCUGGGAAAUUGGGGCCGCCGUGGAAGCACUGACGGAAUUGGAGUGGCCUUCGCUGGGCGUCUUCGGUGGACGCGUCCCGCCGCCCUCGAAACUGAAUAAAACCAACAAUGCGGAGGACGUGAUCGCAAUCGCAGAACAAGUGGUGAACACCAAAACCCCCGGCUCGCUACCCUUGAUCGACGGUGAUGGUGCCGUCGGUGACCCUGCCAGCAUCGGUAAUGCGGUCCUACUCGCCAACUGGACGCGCACAAACACGUCCGACACGCGCUUUGCGUACGCCGCAAAGGACCAGCUAGACUUCCUUCUGAACGUCGCACCUCGCUCGGCUGCGGGAGCGAUCUCGCAGCGAGAGAGCGAAGUCCAACUCUGGGCAGACUUUGUGUACAUGGCGCCGCCGUUCAUCGCAUACUACGGCGCGUUGCAGGGCGGAGCCGAGGGCACUAAGUUGUUGCAGCUCGCAUACGAUCAGUGCCGUCUCUAUCGCGACGUACUGUUCGACGCCGACAAGAGCCUGUGGCGGCACAUCGAGCUCGGUUCGUCGUCCGACGACCAUCUCUGGGGCACAGGUAACGCGUGGGCAGCGGCAGGAAUGCUGAGGGUGCUGGAGACAAUCCGCAAGUCCGACUUGGAGGAUCAGUUCUACGACCAGCAACUGAAUUUGACGAUCUGGAUCGGCGAGAUCCUGACCGGGGCAUGGAAAUACCAGAAAGAGAACGGGACGCUGUACAACUACAUCGACGAAGAAGAUUCAUUUGCAGACACGGCUUCGACGGCGCUCCUUGCGGCCUCGACGUACCGCCUCGCGAUGGUCUCGGGCGUCUCAGCGUACAUCAGCGCGGCGGACCGCGCGUUCGAGCUGAUCGACAAGAGCGUCGACGAGGAUGGGUGGCUCCAGAACACGGUCGACCCGCUCUUGUUUAGCACGCCGAGCGUGAACGGCGCGCACAGUCCCGAGGGCCAGUCGUUCGUGCUGCUACUGCAAGCGGCGUAUCGGGAUUACUACGCGUCAUUGAAUACGUGAGAGGGCAGGAGGUGAGGAGUGUUGUAGGCGCUAAUCUGUUGUUAUCGUCAUCGCCGUCGCCGUCGUCGCCGCCGCUCUUUUUGUUCUCUGUCUGUACGGGGAAGGCCAAAAGUCUGAGCGUCCAUCGCUGUAUUACCUUCUUUAUUGAAUUAAUCGGUAUCUAUUUUUCGUAUUAU